Messenger RNA from Microplitis mediator, 3739 nucleotides. RefSeq lists its product as uncharacterized. Bases 207 to 3122 code for a protein of 971 amino acids. The record is from RefSeq and is a predicted model, not a curated record. The transcript is spliced from 5 exons. NCBI's taxonomy places the organism in Eukaryota, Metazoa, Arthropoda, Insecta, Hymenoptera, Braconidae.
UUGCGAGUAACGAGCGUUACAAUCGCGGAUCACUCACCAGUCUCGAUCGAUAUUUUGUACCAGCGACACCUGCUUCGCUUUAUUUUUAAAUAAAUAUAUAUAUUUUUAUUUAAGUUAGUUACAUAAAAAAAACCCCAAAAGAGUUUGAGUCAUGACGUAGCUACAGUAACCGGUUUAGGGUUGAGGGGACUGUACUGGACACUAAAAUGAAGAUGUGGACACUGUUGCUGGUGAUAACGCUGUCCAGUGAAGCGUGGACACAAAGCAACUAUGCAUCCCAAGGCAAUAGUAUUGAAUAUCAACCAGGAUUACCACCAAGCACAAUACUCGAUGGCAAAGUUACUAAAUUGGACGAGCUGUCACCGAUAAUAUUUCUCAAUCGUACAAAGGCCUAUUUGAAUUGUAGUCAAGGUAGUAUGCAGGUGGAAUUAAAGUUUGAUGAGCCAUUCUACGGUGUUGCCUACGCUGAUUUCGAUCGUAACAGCGCCUGCAUGGUAAAGGGACGUGGGUUUAAUUAUGCUGAAUUGGAACUGCCUUUAAAAGGAUGCGGUACAAAACAAGAUCCUCAGCGUGUUUUUACCAACAACAUUGUGGUUCGUUUUCAUCCGGGACUCGAAAUGGAUGGGGACGAAGUUAUUACGAUAAUAUGUCGUUAUCCACCGCCAAUAACACCAAAACCAUCAAUAGCCGAACAAGUAUUACCACCAAUACCCGCAGAAGGAGGAGUACCCGAGCCGCCACUAAAAGGUUUUCAAAUUUUGCUAACAAUUUGUGCUCUCCUUUUCCUCUCAUUGUUACUACUGGGACUGGGAUGCUCGUAUUUGUGUCUAAAACGACGCAAUAUCCGGGUAGUUCAUCGACAUCCAUUUGGAAGUGCAACGGGAUCUGAAAUAACAAAAUUAUCCGGCUCUUCGCUCGGUCAUCUUUCGAUGUUUGAGGGUCUUAAAAUACCACGUGCCCACACAUUAUUACACACGGCCGCCUCGUCUUCAGGUAGCGAGGCAAACCUUGUAAUCGAUCAUUCAGACACUCUUCCAAGCGAUUACCCAAGCGAGAGUCACUCCGAAGUUGGUAUGGAGACAACAAACGCCUACGGUUUUGAUGAAAUUAUACACUCGACUCGUUCUACAACGUCAUUGACACCUGGACUAUCCCAAAUCGAUGAAGUACGUUCACUUCCGCCUUCUUCAAUGGAUUCUUAUGACAACAAAGCUUAUAUACAUGAUCACCAAAAUAUACAUGCAAGUUCAUUAUAUUCUGAAACAAUGACCGAUAUUGAUUCAACGCGAGCAACAACUGCUACGUCACGAAUUACUACUCGACAUCCGAUAGCCGGUUCUGUGGAACCGAAAUUCGAUGUGCAAAUGAGGGUUAAACGAGCUCCACCACCACCAAGUCCAUUGCCAUCAGAAUCUGAUGCCAGUAUUGCUUUAGAGCGUAAUUUAACGACAAUCUUGGAACGGGAAGAAACAAUUCGUUCAAUGGAAAGUCCUACCCCGCGUAUGACAACGUUCUCAUAUGUACCAGAGCUUCAUAGUCCCCCUAGUAGUAUGAUAUCCCGUCAGCAGACACCGCCAGUUUACUCGAGAAUCUUACGUAAACAAGCAGAACGUGAGAGUCACGAGAUAAUAAACGGAUCAACAGUACAACAAGGAUCACCUGCUACGACACUACACCGCCCGCGUUCUUUGACAACACUUGAAGAGUACACGGAAACGAGGACAAUGACCGAAAUGACAGAUGCGUCACACGCCAAAUACAGAGUCGCAAGUAUAUUAGCACCUACACCACCACCACCACCGCCAAUAGUACCAACAACAACAACCCACACAUCUACAUCUAUUCAGCAGCGUGAACAUAUUCGUGAGGAGGUUGAACCCCUCGUUGAGCCAGUCGUUGCACCUAGACGUCCUGAGAUAACGACGCACGAAGUUGAUGACGUAUUUUUACGUACCGUCACCGAGAAAAAAACAAUUGAGGAUGUUGAACGUCAUAAGCGACAAGUCACAGAAUACUAUGCUCGUAAACCAGAUCCUAAAUGGGACGUCACAAUUCGUAACUAUCCCGCAGAUGAAAUUCCACCAGCACCACCGCAGUGGGAAAAUUUCUCAGAUGUCAGUUCGGCAUCUAAUUUAACAAUAAUCAAUGAUCAUAUACAUAUGCGUUCUGCGGAUGAAGUUGAUUCGACAAUAGAACCAACAUACAGUCGCGCAGAAAUGCCAUCACGAUCGCCCCAUGGUUUAGAUUCCGAGAGUAUGGGUGAUCAGUGGGAGACACUUUCACGAGUAUUAGAACCGCAGUAUGCCGGUGAAUUGACAGACGAUGAACGUGAAAAAUGGCGGGAAGUUAUUACCACAGAAAGUACUCUACGGACAUUAUUGUCAGAGGCUAUUGUUAAAGAAGAUUAUGAAUUAAUUAGAAAAGAUGCUAGGUACCAGACUUUAUUCCCACCAGCAAAAUGGGAUGUUAUUAUAAGAAUAUUAAGUCCACCACCAGCUUCUUCAAUAGCAUCUAGUAAGAGUGGACAGAAAUAUAAGCGUAGCAAAGGCUCGGAGUGGGACAGCAGAUCGAGAAGAUCUUCUUUGCCCACUUUAUAUGAGUAUGACAGUGAUGGGGGCACGUCUAUCAGGACUCAUGAUGUUCCGGGUGCACCGUCUGAAGAUCGUGCACGUCGUUUAAGUACAAUGACACGAACAGGAAGUGAAGUUGAUCUGAGAUCUGAAUCUGAGACUAUCAGAAACUUUAAAAUGCAAAGAGAUGACGUAAGUGUCAGCUCUUAUGAAGCGGACUCAAUUGUCAGAUCACUAAGUCAACCGAGUUUAGCAAGAUCCUCAGAAUUUGCUGAACACUGGGGACUGCCGGCAAGAAACUUGCGUACUUGGGCACCUGAACCUGAAGACAUUGCCAGUUCGCCGGACACCACGCCGAUGGCUAUCAGACGAGGUGAUCGAGUUGAAGUCAUGACCUCCUUCGACUCAGGCAAUCAUCCUGGUCCAGGUGGACUUACCAGCACCUUCACCCGAUCUACGAGGUACUCGGAAAGAGAAACUGUACGAGUUACUGAAGCUCCUAGACAUUCUGGCUGGUUUCACGACGAUUCAGAACCCGAAAUGCAAAUUUAAAUAAUUUACGAACGAAAAUUAUUAACAGUUUUCUUAUUAUAGAUCUUUUUACUGUAAGAUCUUUUUUAAAAAUAAUUUAAAUUACGAACAAUUCCAUUGAUCUUAAUUUGUCAAACAAAGAAUUCAAUAGCCAGCUAAAUUCGGUGCAUUGAUUUUCCCAAAUUAAAACAUACUGCUCAACUAUUUCCAAUAAUUGCGGAAAAUUUAAUUACCGACCUACAACUAAUUAAUUUACUAUUUUAAUUAAUUUACCAUUUAGUUGAUAAUAUAUAUGUUUGUUAAUUGCUGGUUAGAUCAGUGUAAUAAAUUUUUUUUCCUUUUCAACGACUGAAUAAUUUUGUUUGACAAAUCAAAGAUCAUUGAAUCGAAGCACCGAACUUGCCGAUUUUAUGAAUGAAUAGAUAAAUAUAUUUUUUUUUUAUAAUCUAUACAUUUACACUGCCAAGAGUUCCGUACUGACGAUGGAUUAUUUUUUUAUUAUAAAUAAUAAUAAUGAAAAACAAAAUAAAUCCAACAUUACAUUGCCGAUUUAGAAGACUUCGAUUCUUCAUUAAUCGAUACUGCAGUCAUUUUAUAACAAACAUGUAUCUAUAUAGAUAUAUAUUUAAAUACUUUAG